Anopheles funestus (African malaria mosquito) is the source of this 10114-nucleotide messenger RNA. Its product is annotated as receptor-type guanylate cyclase Gyc76C-like. The coding region runs from base 2514 to 7328 and encodes 1604 amino acids. The record is from RefSeq and is a predicted model, not a curated record. The transcript has 16 exons. Lineage: Eukaryota; Metazoa; Arthropoda; Insecta; Diptera; Culicidae. Gene Ontology annotation, biological process: protein phosphorylation; cGMP biosynthetic process; intracellular signal transduction. Gene Ontology annotation, molecular function: protein kinase activity; ATP binding; peptide receptor activity.
CAGAGCAUCUCAUGAGAUCCCUCGAUGCGUGAUCGCGUGCAGUUCGCCGCGAGUUGGGUCACUUCGUUUUUGUUCGUUGAAAUCGUGUCUCGGCCGGAGAUGGUUGUGCGUGCAGUGUCGUUGUUUGUGAAUGUGAUUGAUUGGGAAAAACACAGCCACACACAGUUCAGCGUCGUCCAGCGUCGAUCUCUGUCGAGCGGCGGUGUAGGUGUUUGUAAUCGAAUUACAUGGUCUGAUCGAACGGUGUUGUAGAGCGGGGAAAUUGGUGUAAAUCCUCCGAGGUAGGGAAGGGAGGCUGUGAACAUAAUGAUAAUAGCAGUAAUAGUGGGCAUUGAUUGAACGACUUGCGUUACGGCGUGCGCGAGAGUAAUUUGGUUGCCUUCUUCCAGUCCAGUCUGGCCGUGUCCAGUGUCGUGUUGUUCCGUGUGCCGUACGGGAGCCAGUGUUGUGUGCGUGUGAGAGGGAGCGAGCGAUGUGCUAUGCGCUGAUGUGUGUGGUUGCGCGUAAUUCUUGUCGAUCGCGCGCGCGGCUGGUAAGUGAAAAAGUGCGAAAGAGCAUAGAUAGUAGUAGUGGAAUAAGGGAAGAAGGGAGCUGAAGGGAGUAUGAGUAUGUGUAGCAACGUCGGAGCACAGUGGGUUCGAGGAUCGCAGAAGUAGAGUUCAAAGCAUUAUCAGAACCCGUCAUCGUCAUCAUCACCAUCAUCAUCAUGGGUGCGAGCGAGAAGCUGUUGGUGUGUAGACAGAGAGAAGAUAGUGCAGGAGAGCAAGCGAGACGGGAAGUGAAAUGAUUGUAAAAGGGAAAAGUGCGGAGUAACGAGAGACACGGAAGGGAAGUCGAAAACAGAGCACAACAUAGCACAACACUACAGCGACAACAAAGCACAUGCAAACGAGAAACAGGCGAAACAGCAGUCGUUGUGUGAUGCGUGAGAAGCGAGUGAAGGAGAAGACUAGGAUGAUAGGGUGGUGUUUUGGUAGUGUUGAUAGCGCGUUUUAGUAGUUGCGUAGAAGUGUUUGUCAAGAAGCGAAGAAAAGAAGCGAUGGAAGGGUGUUUGUAAGAAGCAGCCAGCAAGGAAGGGACGGACAGGCAAGGGCAGCAGCAACGAAGAACGACGUCGAAACGUCAGAAAGGGCUGGAGUGAGUGUGUGUGCGUGCGAGAGCGAUCGCGAGUGAGCGAGAAGAAAGCUGGUAAUGUCAAACAGAGAGCGCACCGAUCAGCGCUGCGAGCAAAGGAGAGCGCGUGUGUGAGAUCCAUCCCGAUUCGACCGACAGGCAGGAAGGAAGGGACCCCAUGGUUCGGUUACGUGGAGCCGCCCCGCGAAACUGAGCGUACCGAACGACCGAAAUGAGAGAGAAAUUACGUCAGCUAAAUUGUGCUUGCGUGUGUGCAUGUUUGUUUGUAAAAGUCUUUUUGUGAAGUGUUUUGUAGUGUUGUUCUUUUUAUAAUUGCCAAACACAGCCGGAAGCUGUGAACUGGUGUUUGGGUGAGUUCCGACGAUCACUGUAUGAUCACGCGCUCGAUGUGAAGUGUAUGUGUGUGUGUGUUUAAAUUCGUGUGUAAUAUACGGAAAAGUGCAAUGAAAACGCAACGAUCGGAAGAAAGCACUGUUGUGAAAAUAUGAAACGCAUUAAAAAAUAAGAAUAGAAACGAAAAGUGUUGGAAUUCGUGCUUUUAAAUAGUGUUUAGUGUCUGAGUAAACACACAACUAAAUGUGCUCGUGUGUGCGGGUUAAUGUUGAGCGAUAAAAAUUGUGAAAAAAAAAUUAUUACAAAACCGAAAAUUUCGUAGUACAACUUGUGGUGCAUUUUAAGUUUUGCCUUCUGUUUGUGUUUGUGCACGCGAAGAAAAAGCUUCAACAAAACAGAAAGAAGCAGUGAAUAAAAAGGCAGGGUUUCUAACAGCAAAGAGAAAAGAAAAGAAAAGAAAACGUAAUAAUAUAUCCCGCAAAUUCAGCCAAGUGCCACGUAUCAGCGUCAAUUCUCGCGUUCUCGCGAUCAGCAAAUUGUGUUCUUCCUUCUUAGCGAAACGUCAUUCGGUUUGGAGGAAGCAAAACCGAAGUGUGUGCAAAAAAAAAGGUAAAGAAAUGAAGAUGAGCUAGCGUGGCUGAGUGUACGCAACAGGAAGGCGAAGAUUUGACAGAAGCAAAAGUGAAACACAUUCCAGCACGCGGUGAGCGGUAAGAGAAUUGCUGUUUUUUUACAGUUCAUCACCGACCGUGCAAGUCCGAAUAUUUGGCGUUUUUUAUUUGGUGAUCGGUGCGUAUUCGGUUGCUGCACGGAAAGUACUUCCCCGUUCUCUCUCUCCGUCAUUUGGGCCGAAAGGGAAAACGGUUUCUUUAGCACCCGGACGCAACCCCAUUUUGUUACCCUUCGUCACGAUUCCGGAUCACCCCACAGGACGACGAUUUCACGUUCAAGGCGAAGCGCGAAACUAUUCUAAGUUCGGCCUUCGAACACAUGCCGGUGUUCGAAAUCGGUUGGAGUCGCGCUGAUCGGCCCCAUUCGAGGGGGCCAUGACGCGUUGGCCCGUCCUACUGCUUGCACUGCUCUCGGUGGCGUUCGGUCAUGUCGCGGCCGUGGUGACCCUGAAUUCCGGCCCGAAUGGCGCCGGUAUCGGUCACACGCCGAGCGGCGGUUCCGUCGGUUCCGGGAGCCCGAGCGCACCGGAAGCGUCUGCAUCCUCGGCCCUACCGCUCUAUCAUGACCCGUAUCAACCUCAGUCAUUGCUGCUUCAGCAUCAAUCAUCAUCCAACCAGCAGCAACAGCAGCAGCAGCAGCAACAAACGCAUUCGUCCGGUUCGUACAUUACGAAGAUGCCGGAGAACUCGCCGCACCAGAAGUUCCGCAACAAUCGGACGGUGCUGACGCUCGGCUAUCUGACCGCGGUCAAGGGUGAUCUGAUCGAAAAGCAGGGCCUCACCAUCUCGGGCGCCCUCACGAUGGCCCUGGACGAGAUCAACAACGAUCCGGAGCUGCUGCCGAACGUGACGCUUGCCCUGCGGUGGAAUGAUACGCGGGGUGAAACGGUUGUCGCCACACGUGUCAUUACCGAGAUGAUUUGUGAUGGUGUGGCCGCAUUCUUCGGACCAGAAGGUACCUGCCAGACCGAAGCGAUCGUUUCACAGAGUCGCGAUAUACCAAUGAUCUCGUAUAGAUGUUCCGAGCUGCAACGUAGCUCACCAAUUCCUACCUUCGCCCGGACCGAACCACCCGAUACUCAGGUUACCAAAUCCAUCAUUUCCCUGCUGACCUACUACGGCUGGCGCAAGUUCUCCAUCAUCCAUGAGCAGCUGUGGAAGAAUGUGGCGACCUCGCUCGAAGCGCAAGCCACCCGCAACAACCUGUCCGUCAACCAUGUCGAGAUGGUGUUCGACAACUACAAAUGCUGCCAGGACGAUAUGGACUGCUGCCGUAGUGGAUAUUGGUACACGGUCAUACAGAAAACGAUGAACAGGACCCGCAUCUAUGUGUUUCUCGGCAACAGCAAUCAGCUCGUUGACAUGAUGGCCACCAUGGACGGUAUGCAGCUCUUUGCCAAAGGCGAAUAUCUUGUAAUAUCCGCCGACAUGAUGACUUAUUCGCCGAAAUUGUCGAACAAGUAUCUGUGGCGGGUGGAAAAACCACCGAACGUGCGAAACUGUCUCGAUCUGCCGGGGGACUUUGAGCGGCGCAGCAAAAGUUUGCUGGUAGUAGUCGCUUCCGAACCAUUGCCCACGUUUGAAGCGUUCACGCACAAAGUGCGCGAGUACACCCAGAAGGAACCGUUCUUCUUCAAGCAACCGUCGCUGUUCCAUCAGUUUGUGAAGUACGUGUCAAUUUAUGCCGCCUAUCUGUACGAUUCGGUGAAGCUGUACGCCUGGGCACUGGAUAAGCUACUGAAGGAGGAACAGCAGCACCGGCCACUGACGAGUGAUGUGAUCCGGGACGUAGCCAGCAACGGUACCAAGAUCAUACAAACCAUCAUCAACAACCGAACGUAUCACAGCGUCGCGGGUGCGACAAUUAAAAUCGACGACUAUGGCGAUUCGGAGGGUAACUUCUCCGUGCUGGCACUUAAGCGGGAGUAUUACGAGGAAGCCAACUUUUCCUGCGUGUUCCAGAUGCGGCCAGUUGCACACUUUCAGAUGCGGCAACCGCAACACCUCAACGACACGAACCAGCAUCGAAACGAUGAAAUUCCAGAGUUUAAAUUGUCCAAGGUUGGGAAUGCGAUCGACUGGCCCGGUUCGGACCGACCGAUGGAUGAGCCGUCCUGCGGUUUUAUGAACGAGCACUGCAUGAAAGAUGACACCCAUAUCAUGUCGAUGGUGGUGGCGGGUGUCCUCGCACUGAUACUCUUCUGUGCGGGCGUCAUCACGAUGAGCAUCUAUCGCAAAUGGAAAAUCGAGCUAGAAAUCGAGGGUCUGCUGUGGAAGAUUGAUCCGGGCGACAUCAAGGGCUACUUCAACACGGAAAUUGUGUCCUCACCGAGCAAGCUCAGUCUGGCCAGUGCCCAAUCGUUUGGAUCGCGGUGCUCGAACCAGGUGUUCACGCCGACCGCCCGCUUCCGGAGUGUGGUGGUGCGCAUCAAGGAGCUAAAGUUUUCCCGCCGCAAGGACAUCUCGCGCGAAAUCAUGAAGGAGAUGCGGCUGCUGCGCGACCUGCGGCACGAUAACAUCAAUAGCUUCAUCGGAGCUUGCGUGGAACCGAUGCGGAUAUUACUAGUCACUGAUUAUUGUGCCAAGGGAAGCCUGUACGAUAUCAUCGAGAACGAGGAUAUCAAGCUAGAUGAUUUAUUUAUUGCAUCACUGGUGCAUGAUUUAAUUAAGGCAAUGAUCUACAUUCACAGUUCAGCUUUAAACUAUCACGGUAAUUUGAAAUCGUCCAACUGUGUCGUGACGUCGCGCUGGAUGCUACAGGUGACGGACUUUGGUUUGCACGAUCUUCGCCACUGUGCGGAGAACGAAUCGAUCGGUGAACAUCAACACUAUCGAAAUCUAUUCUGGAAGUCACCGGAACUUUUGCGUCAACCGAACGCUUACGGCAGUCAGAAAGGGGACGUGUAUGCGUUCGCGAUCAUACUGUUCGAAAUCAUUGGCCGUAGGGGUCCGUUCGGGUACACCGAGCUAGAGCCGAAAGAAAUCAUCGAUCGGGUGAAAGCUCUGCCUGAAUCGGGCAAGGAACCGUUCCGACCCGACAUCGAGAGCGUGAUCGAUGACAAUGUGUCGGACUAUGUGAUCAACUGCAUACGUGACUGUUGGGAUGAAAAUGCCGAUCUGAGGCCAGAUUUUCCCAACAUUAGGAAUCGGCUAAAGCGUAUGCGUGGCGGCAAAUCGAAAAACAUCAUGGACCAGAUGAUGGAGAUGAUGGAAAAGUAUGCAAACAAUCUGGAGGAGAUCGUCCAGGAUCGCACACGGUUGCUGUGCGAGGAAAAGCGCAAGACGGAGGAUCUGCUUCACCGCAUGCUGCCACAACCGGUGGCAGAGAAAUUGACCAAAGGGCUCGGCGUCGAGCCAGUAUCGUAUGAUUCGGUGACGAUCUACUUCAGCGACAUUGUUGGUUUUACAGCGAUGUCGGCCGAAAGCACACCGUUGCAGGUCGUCAACUUCCUGAACGAUCUGUACACGGUGUUCGAUCGCAUCAUCAAGGGUUACGACGUGUACAAGGUGGAAACGAUCGGUGACGCAUACAUGGUGGUAUCCGGAUUGCCCAUUACGAAUGGAAACCGACACGUCGGUGAGAUCGCUUCGAUGGCACUGGAGCUGCUGCAAGCGGUGCGCAGCCAUCGGAUUGCGCAUCGGCCUAACGAAACGCUUAAGCUGCGAAUCGGCAUACACACGGGCCCGGUCGUGGCAGGUGUGGUCGGUCUGACAAUGCCGCGCUACUGUCUGUUCGGUGACACGGUCAACACGGCGUCACGCAUGGAAUCGAACGGCGAGGCACUGAAGAUUCACAUCUCGCCGCAGUGCAAGGAUGCGCUGGAUACGCUGGGCGGUUACGUGAUCAUCGAGCGGGGUCUGAUCGCGAUGAAGGGCAAGGGCGAGGUGAUGACGUACUGGCUCGAAGCGGCAACUGAACAAGCGAUCCAAAAAAUCCCGGUAGAUGUGCGGGAUCUUCCACCUCCACUGUUCUGUCGACCGCGGCGCAGUCCGAAGAUGACGUACGAUUCGCGCCAUCCGAGCAUCAUCGGAUUGCCCGGUGGCGGCAUGAUCAGCAACGUAAGCGGCAUGGGUAGCUACAUGCCGGGCAGCAGACGACAAUCGUGCGCCCAUCGGGUCGGUGUUGGUGGUGGUGCGGAUCACGAAAGUAGUUACAGCCUGCAAGGGUCCAUGUUUGGACCGAUGGUACCGUUGCGUGCGGAAUCGCCACCACUCCGCCGACCAGAUCCAGCCGGUCGGGAAGGUUCGAUCGCACUGGAUGAUGCCGAUGACUAUUCCCAGUGUACGCUAGAACAGCGAACAGCACCGGUCCCACCAACCGGGGGUACAACAACGCUCGGUAGUAGUAAAAUUGCCUCCAGUGAUAACCUCAAGCGAGCGCUAUUUGCCAACAGUCCCGGUAAACGUUUAAGUCACAAACUGCGCUCGAUUACUUCUGCCGACGAUUACAAACAACUCUGCAGCAACAUGCCGGCUAAUGGGGGCCGUUCACCGGAAGCGGCACUGUUACGCGAGAGCCGAUCGCUCGAUCCGUUCCCCGUAACGAUCGAGCCCAAGCGCAAACGGUUAGACGCACUCGCCAAACGUGUGCCUCGGUUGGGGAAAACAAUAGCCGCUCCGUCACGCACUGGUUCGCAAACGUUCGUACCGGCCGCAACGGUUGUGUCGACGAUCAGCCACGAAUCCAUCGUAGAUACCGCCCGGCACGAUGAUCCACAGCGUGUCGGGUCGGGAAAGCUUACCACACCGACCAGCGUAAAAUGUCGCGUCCCGGAACCGAACAACAGUCACAGUGAGGCGGCAUACCACAAGUAUCUGCACAACAACAACUGCAACGGUUCGAUCGGCAAUGGAGCAGCGGAAGAGCAGGCCACCUGUCCGCUGCUUACGCGCCAGACGUCUCUUACCACACCGCAGGAUCACGACUGUCCCGGGCUGUACACGAACAACAGCAGCAGCAAGCGCUGGUACUCGCUCGAGCAUGUCGGCAUGCCGGAUGAGGAUAGCUGUAGCAAAAAGUCACUAACGCGCAGCUCGAUCAAAUCCUGGCUGGUUGGGUUCAUUCACGGCAAUGGGUUUAAAUCGAGCGACAGCUCGUUGCGUAAGGUGGGCGUCCUACCUGUCGGUGUCGGCGGUGUUACCGGCUUCGGGGAGUUGCAACCAACGCCGGAAAAGGAAAGCAUGGUUUGAAGCGUCUGUACGCAUCGUCACCUUCAUUAGCCCCACCAAAACCCAGUCAAUCCAUCCACGGCAAGCAACAAUCAAAGAAGAAGCUACAAUACAAACCUUUCCCCCCACACCACCCCCUCAACCCGCACCACUCCCAGAAACCAAGGUUCACAACGCCCGUUCCUCACCUGUUGGAGGGGACAGUUUUAAAACCCGGCUUACCAAAACCACGAUACACCGCGCACUGUCUGGGAAGGUUUUCGGAAUGGAAUGCGCAUUCCGUACAACCCAGUGUAUCGAUUUUUUUUUAUUUUAAUUCUAAACGUUUUGUUUUGUUUUGUUUGUUUGUUUUCCUCAUGUAUUUAGCCUGAUUGUAAUCUGAGUGCCAUGCGUUUUGCAAAAACGGAACAGUGUAAUAAGCGUAACAGACAAGUAUGUGUCCGGUGUAUGGUGAAAGAGAGCGAGAAUGGAAUGCGCGCUGAACCUUCCAGGAUUCAGUGUAUGUGUGUGUGUGUGUGUGUGUGUGUGCGUGUACGUGCGAGUGUAAAUGGCGAAUGUGAAUGCACGCGUAUAUGUGUGCGCUUAUGGUAAAGCCAUAGCGAAUCAACUGUACCUUUUUUUUUGUUUUUGAUAUAUCUUCCAUUCUAAUAAUUUUAAUCGUAUGAUUAAAUGCAACUUUCAUACGUACUGUUCCACCUCGUCCGAAGCGUUGAAAAUAGUUACACCAAAAGGUGUGUGCGUGGUGGGGCAGAGGGUUGGAAACUUCAUUAGUUACGCGCGCCAAACCAAUUAAAACGGAUUAAUCGUUUUUUUUUUCAAAGGAUUUCAAUUACAGUGCAAAAUCGGAAAAGUCAUCAAAUAAACGAUGCAAAAAAAUGUAUGCGUGUGUGUGUGUGUGAGGGGAAGCUUAAAGAUAGCGAAACAAAUUCAUCGUAACCAGACAGUCGAUGAAAUGCAGUGUACCAGAAAUUGGAUUGGUGGAAAAAGAGCAUACAAAGAGAAGAGAAAGAAAGUAAGAUAGUGAGAAAGAGAACGAAAGCAAAGGAAAAGAAUUGAAAAAGCAAACAGCACGGGGAAAAAAUAAGAAAGGAAAUGUGUGUGUGAAAGAGAAAGAGAGAAAGAGAGAGAGAGAAAAAAUACAACUAGGCUGUGAAAAUAGAAGUUAAUCAAUUAAGCAUGUUUGUCGUUUCUUUCUGGCAUCCGGGACGGGUUCUUUUUUCUUUGUCGAGCGUUCCAGGCAGGCUGAACCGCCCAGGUGGUCCACGAUGCGCUUUUUUGGGGGGUGACGGGUGAAUAUGAGUGUAAAAUGCAUUAUGCUUUAGGCUUAGCAUGUUCGCACCUGGUAGGUAGGAUUGUUAGAAGUUCUCCGUCAGACAGUUUGCAGUAAACCACCAUUACUUUGACCACAUCAAGGAAAUUCGGGUCAGAGAGCUAGAAUCGAACAGAGCCAUGUGAAGGUGUAUAUGGGUGAGCUUAAUACUAUACUUCUUGUGAUUGUGAUCAGUGGUAAUAUGAUCUGGUGGCCGCCAACAACUAGUCGUCCUCCCCCCCAAAACCCCCAUUUAUCGGUGUCUCUGUGUAAUGUUUUAUGUGUGUCCUAUGUGUCGAUGUACAUGUGCGCCUGUAUGUAUAUGUAUGUAUAUUUGGUCGUAUUGUUUGCUUACCCGACGUUGGCAACGUGUUCCGUACCGUUCUUCCUCGCAAGAAGUUCAUACGGACGUUGUGCUUGAUUUGUUGACUUUUCGUGCACAAUGUACUUUAAAAUGAUGAAUGUAAAUGAUGUACAAGCGUAUAAGCAAGGGGUGGAAUGGAAAAGGGUAGAAAAACAAGAUGCACACACUCGUACACAAUGGUGGGGCGCACUAUCGCGCACGCACCCAGACGAGUUGUUGAAGAUCGGCAAUGAAUGAUCAUCAGUAGAACAUUUGUGUUUGCAUAUUUAUCAUGUAAAGUACGAACGGAAGCGUAAUGUUUGUAUAGCGGAAACAUCUACACAUAGAAAGCAACAUUUAAAAAUGAGCAUAAGCAUAUGUGUGUAACAUUUCGCGUAGGGUAAAUUGUAAUUGAAAUGCCUUGUGCGCUGGGCCGGGUUUGUCCAGUGUGAAAUUUGCUAAAAGGGUGAAUGUGCCACGCACCGCACGUUUAAAAGUUACCAUCAUUUAGUAGAAGUAUUCAAUGUUUUAUGAAUCUUACAACGAAAUUACGAAAUCGCAGAAAAACAAAAAAAAAACAAACCGCAACCACUAAAGUAACGGAAAUAGAGAAGGAUGCGUUCGGCAAACAGCAAACCAAUUUCAGUUUUUGAUACACUAGAGCUCCGUAAAGCGCAGCAGAGACAGUCGUUGCACGAUAAUGUAACAUUUACGGUAUGAAUCUCGUUACCGUGUGUAAGCUGUCAUUUGUUGGAUUCGGUUCAAUUUUUGUUAUUCUUACAACACAAACAAAAACAUAAAGGCUCGCUAAUAGAACGAGCGUUACAGCGAUAAAACGAUCGUCAGCUUGCGGUUGUUGUGGAUGUAGAAAACUAUAUUUACAAAGUGAAAACACAAAUCCAUUUAGAAGAAAAACAACACUGUUAAUCAGUAAAGCAAACAUGUUAUACACGACAUCAGUGUAUCAGUCAGGAGGGAAGGAAAUGUUUGGAAAUAAUACUGCAUGUCAUAUAUUUUAUAGCAACAGCUAAGAAUUCAGACGGUCAUACAGAGACCGCAACCGUUUAACAGGAGUAUCCUACCAAACUAUCGUUGUAAGUGCAGGAAAAGGGAAGCAGAAUCUCGUUCGGGUAUGAGAUGUGUGGGCAGCAUAAA